CGGUCCCAUAGCCAGUGAGGCCCUGGUGCAGCGUGUGUGCAGGGUUGGGGGGCACGACUGGACUGGGAAUCCUGGCAGUGCGGGACGGGUAAGCCCCUGUAUUGUCCCUGUUGCCACAUAAUCAAUUGCCAGGGCUCCGUCCCAAGCAAGCCAGCCCCCCUGGAGGGCACCGGGUCUGGGAGGGGGGCUGUGUGCCUUUCCCUGGGAAACCACGCCAUGGAAAGCCUUAGAAAAUCAAAAGUCCCUCUGACAAAGCAAGGCUGGAAAUCCCCUCCUUCAGCCAGCCCAGAAGGGCCGGGGCUUCCGGGAACUGCACUGAAUUCUUCUCUAAACAUAUAAAGCAGCUCCCGGACAGCUCAGUCAGCGCCCUGCCUUCCCCACAGGACGAGCCCGGCUGCUCCCCAGGGAGGGAUCCGGCCCCAGAGCCCCCAGGAAAACUUUGCGUUCAGCGCCAUGGCACAACCUGUCCCUGUCCUGCUCUGGGCCUGGGGCACGCUGACAGCUCUGGCAGGGGCCGCGCAGGGCUCGUUUGAGGUGAGCGUUUCGCCGGAAGCUGCCGUGGUGGAGCACGGAGGGUCCGUCUGGAUAAACUGCAGCACCACGUGCCGGGAUCCUGGUGCCAGCGGUGGCCUCGAGACCUCGCUCAUCAAAACCGAUAGGAAAAAUGGAUCCAGCUGGGUGGCCUUUCGCCUCCUCAAUAUCAAGGAGUGGGCGUCGUCCCCUCAGUGCUACUUCACCUGCAAUGGAAAUAUAAAGCUGGUGACUGCAAACAUCUCCGCUUACCGGGCACCGGAGCGGGUGGUGCUGGAGCCGCUCCCCGAGAUGGAGCUGGGCCAGGCCUAUAACGUGAUGUGCCGGGUUCUGAAUGUGGCUCCCGUCACACACCUCACCGUGACCCUCCGGCGGGGAGGAGAGACCCUGCACACGGAGACCUUCCAGAACCACACCGGGACCGGACCCGAUGACAUCACAGUGAUCACGGAGAUCACCCCUCAGCGAUCGGACCACGGGCAGGAGAUCACCUGCCACACCGCCCUGGACCUGCACGGGUCCCACUUUGAAAACAGCUCCUCUGCGGUGGAACUCAAGGUUUAUGGGGCCGCGCAGGGCUCGUUUGAGGUGAGCGUUUCGCCGGAAGCUGCCAUGGUGGAGCACGGAGGGUCCGUCUGGAUAAACUGCAGCACCACGUGCCAGGUUCCUGGUGCCAGCGGCGGCCUCGAGACCUCGCUCAUCAAAACCGAUAGGAAAAAUGGAUCCAGCUGGGUAGCCUUUCGCCUCGUCAAUAUCAAGGAGUGGGCGUCGUCCCCUCAGUGCUACUUCACCUGCGGUGGAACUAUAAAGCUGGUGACUGCAAACAUCUCCGCUUACCGGGCGCCGGAGCGGGUGGUGCUGGAGCCGCUCCCCGAGAUGGAGCUGGGCCAGGCCUAUAACGUGACGUGCUGGGUUCUGAACGUGGCUCCCGUCACACACCUCACCGUGACCCUCCGGCGGGGAGGAGAGACCCUGCACACGGAGACCUUCCAGAACCACACCGGGACCGGACCCGAUGACAUCACAGUGAUCACGGAGAUCACCCCUCAGCGAUCGGACCACGGGCAGGAGAUCACCUGCCACACCGCCCUGGACCUGCACGGGUCCCACUUCAAAAACAGCUCCUCUGCGGUGGAACUCAAGGUUUAUGAUCUCCCAGAGGAGCCAUGGCUCCAAACCUCCCGCUAUAUCGAGGUGGGCGCCAGGCCGCUCGCCCGCUGUUGGGUGGCCGGGGUCUUCCCCGUCGCGGGAGAGGCCCGGUUCACCCUGUCCUUUGGGGGAGUGAGCCUGAACUUCACUGUCACCACGUCGGGCGACACGGCCACUGCCCAGGGCGAGGUUUGGUCCCCGUCCCCGGGACAGCACCAGCUGAACUGCACCGUGACUGUGGGGCCCGUGUCCAGAUCCGCAGGGCAGAGCGUUCUCGUUUACCGUCUCCCUGAGCCCGUCCUGGAGGUAACCGAGUCCCGGACCCUCGUUAACAGCAGCGUGACCGUUACGUGCCGUUCUCCUGAGGCCGACCCCCCGGGCGUCCUGCUCCAGCUCAGAGACGCCGAGCGAGUCCUGGUCUCCAGCGCCCCCACCCAGCCCCUUGUGCAGCUCCAUCUGACGGCUGGCGAGGAAGACGACGGGAGGGAGUUCACGUGUGAAGCAAGGCCUGACUCCGGCAUCCCCGCCGUGAAACGCACGUCUGCCAGACUCACUGUCCUCUACGGGCCCAGGAUGGACGACUCCGGCUGCCCCAGGGAGUGGAUCUGGAAGGAGGGGACGGAGGAAACCUUCUCCUGCCUGGCCCGGGGGAACCCAGCGCCAACCGUGGUGUGCACGAAGGACGGGGUAUCUGCCAGCAUCGGGGUGCAGCGGCAGGUCAGGAGAGAGGACGCCGGGACCUACCACUGCAAAGCAUCCAACGCGCACGGCUCGGCCAGCCGGGAUGUGACCGUCCAGGUGGAAUAUCUCCCAGAGGAGCCAUGGCUCCAAACCUCCAACUAUAUCGAGGUGGGCACCAGGGCACUCGCCCGCUGUAGGGUGGCCGGGGUCUUCCCCGUCGCGGGAGAGGCCCGGUUCAACCUGUCCUUUGGGGGAGAGAGCCUGAACUUCACCGUCACCACGUCGGGCGACACGGCCACCGCCCAGGGCGAGGUUCGGUCCCCGUCCCCGGGACAGCACCAGCUGAACUGCACCGUGUCCGUGGGGCCCGUGUCCAGAUCCGCAGGGCAGAGCGUUCUCGUUUACCGUCUCCCUGAGCCCGUCCUGGAGGUAACCGAGUCCCGGACCCUCGUUAACAGCAGCGUGACCGUUACGUGCCGUUCUCCUGAGGCCGACCCCCCGGGCGUCCUGCUCCAGCUCAGAGACGCCGAGCGAGUCCUGGUCUCCAGCCCCCCCGCCCAGCCCCUUGUGCAGCUCCAUCUGAUGGCUGGCGAGGAAGACGACGGGAGGGAGUUCACGUGUAAAGCAAGGCCUGACUCCGGCAUCCCCGCCGUAAAAUGCACGUCUGCCAGACUCACUGUCCUCUACGGGCCCAGGAUGAACGACUCCGGCUGCCCCAGGGAGUGGAUCUGGAAGGAGGGGACGGAGCAAACCUUCUCCUGCCUGGCCCAGGGGAACCCAGCGCCAGCCGUGGAGUGCAUGAAGGACGGGGUGCCCGUCAGCAUCGGGGUGCAGCGGCAGGUCAGGAGAGAGGACGCCGGGACCUACCACUGCAAAGCAUCCAACGCGCACGGCUCGGCCAGCCGGGAUGUGACCGUCCAGGUGGAAUAUCUCAACAUCGUGGUGUUGACACUGGGGCUGGUAGGUGCGGCUGCUGUUCUGACCGGACUAGGCGUGGGGGGCUACAUGUACUACCGCUCCACGAGAAUCUGAAACUACCGGCUCAGACGGAAGCAGGCCAAGCAGGCCGAGCAGGGCAAGCCGGCCGAGCAGAUGAGCCUGAACGGGGCCACACAGAACACACCUGAUCUGGAGCACAGCGUCUAGGCCUGGAGUGCAGGACCCGGAGCCCUGGGGCUCCUCGCUGCUGCUUUACCCCUUUGCCCCCGGGGAGCCCCUGUUAACCCUCGGGAUGCUGAGCAAUGCCAAGAGCCUGGGGGUUCAUGGCCUCUUCGCUGGCAGCACGGGGCCCUCCCAUGUGCACACCAGCUGCUCUCCGGAGACCAAGGAUCAGAGGGAGGGAGGCCUCCGGAGCGGGGCAGACACCCCCAGGACGUCCAGGGCUGGAAUCUCCCGUGUCCUUGGCUGGAGGGACGUCUGGCUGCAGCUGAGCUCUGCCCCGCUGGGGAAGCAGGUGGCUGGGAGACCCCAGGCCCAGCAGGAAACGCCUGUAACACUAAAGUCGGAACAGUUGUGCCGGGAGGGGAACGGCUUUAACCACCGCCUCUAACCACUUCUCCUAGCGAUGGGGAAGGCGCCUCCGAGCCGCACAGCAGCUCUGCCCCAGCUGGGGAGGCAGCCGCACGGGGCACGUGCGAUGGACCCACGGGAUCACUGUGAAAACGGUUCGACACUAACCAGACGGGCUUUGGGAUCGCCGGGUCUGUGCAACGGAGACGGGCUGUGGGGUCCGUUACUCGGAUCAGCUGAAUCGCAAGACGCUACAUCCCCCCCUCCACCGUAUCUCCAGCCAUGGAGCGGACUCAGGGAUACCACGUCUCCCUCGCCUGUGGGGCUGAGCUGGGUGCAGCGUGGCAGGGACCAGGGUCUGCGCUCCAUGGCCCGGUAUGGGCGGGGAGGUCAAUGACGUUAAUAACUGGAAGCGAAAGCCCCCAGCCCGUGUGAAGAGAGCGUAAGGGAGAGACUCGGGCAGGGGGCGAAGGGAACUGUUCGUAUGUUACAGGCAAACGGUGGGAAAUUCCCCUUCGGGACUUUUCCGACCCCGCGGGGGGCUGGGGAGCAGCUGGCCCCGGAGGUGUCAGAGUUAAAGGGCUGGUGGCCUUUGCAGAGCGUGUCUCGGGGCCGGGAUUGCCAGCAGAGCCCGGCGCGUUGGGGGGGCACCAAGGAGCUCUCUGGCCAAGCCGGCUGUUCUC
Molecule: messenger RNA, 4553 nt
Organism: Chrysemys picta bellii (western painted turtle)
Lineage: Eukaryota; Metazoa; Chordata; Testudines; Emydidae
Source: RefSeq, a predicted model, not a curated record